ACAAACCUCGCCUGAGCUUGUGGGCAGAGCCGGGAGCAGGGAAAGCUGGGAACAGAGAGGCAGCACACGCCGGCUGAGUCACCCCGAGCGUAUAAAAUCAAGGCCGAGCAGUCGGAGCCGCUCCGAGCGCAGGCACGAGGCACCGGCACUUUUGGACAGGAAACAGAUCUUGCAAACUACGAGCACCUCUGAGAAGGAUGUUGUCACCCUUGCUCAUCCUCCCUCUGCUGCUGGGGACCACAGCACAUGGCCCGGUGAGCAGAGCAGCAUCCAGGGAUGUCACCACCUUUUUCCAGCUGGCUCAGGAGGACUCUUGGGAGAAUGUUAAUCUCACCAGCAUGUCCUGUGAGGAUCAGAGGAACAGGACCUGGAUCACCCUGCAGCUGACCAACAGCAGCCUGACAGCUUUCCCAGUCUGCCUCCCGGAGGCCCUGCAGACCCUGGAUCUCAGCAACAACCUCUUGGAAGAGGUGAAUGGCACAGAGAUAGCGAACCUCCCACAGCUGCGUGUGCUCUCGCUGAGGCACAACCACCUCUGGUCAGUGAGGUGGGGAUCUGCAGCCCUCAGCAGUCUCCUCAAGCUGGACCUGAGCUUUAAUAAGCUGUCAUCUGUGCCAUCCUGCCACGGCUCUGCCCUGCCUAACCUCAGGUGGCUGUCCUUGGCUGGAAAUCCCCUGAUUGAAAUCCAGCCCCUGGCUUUUUCCUGCUACCCUCAGCUGCAUGUCCUGAACCUCUCUGCAACGCUGCUCGGGCAGGAUGACAGCAGAGGAAUUAGGGACUCUGCUUUUGCCAUCAGCACAGAUCCCAACGAGGCCAUGGACAGGCCUGGAAGCUCCAUCAAUGUGCUUGAUCUGAGCGGGACCUUUUUUGAGAAAAUUCAACCAGAGUGGGCCAGAGAUUUGGCCAACCUCAGUUCACUUCACCUGACAAACAUGCCACGGUUAAGAAGCCUCGACAGCAACUUUUUCAAGUCUCUGCCUGGUCUCCAAGAGCUGCACUGUCAGGACUCACAUUCCCUGGGGUUUGUGCAGACAGAGAUGUUUGACAGUGCUCCUCAUCUGAGCCAUCUCUCAUUUGAGAACUGUAACCUGAGUUCCUUUAAUCCUUGGAACACCAGUUCAUCGCAUGGCAUCACCAUCAGCUUGUACGGGAAUCCUCUGCUGUGCAGCUGCCAGCUCUCCUGGCUGCUGUCCAAGCCCGAGAAAGUCGUUCUGCAAAAGGCUUGGGAGACUUUUUGCACAACCCAGGAAGAUCCAGGCAGACCUUCGACAUCUUUUUCACUGCUGGAGCUCUAUGAUAAAUGCCAGUCAGAGAGCAACAUUACACAGCCAGACUCAAACACAGCCCUUCCCGAUCGUGGUGCUUUCAACUUCACCAGUGACGAUGCCUCUGCUGUAGCAACAGACUCAGCUCUGCUGACCACAGAUGUGACUCACACCAGCUCCCUAAUCCAGAGGGAUGCAAGGAGCACUGCAUCAUCCAAGCCAACGCUAACCAAAGACACCUAUACCAGCUCCCUAAUCCAGAGGGAUGUGAUGAGCACGGCAACAUCCAACUCAAUGCUAACCAAAGACACCUAUACCAGCUCCCUGAUCCACAGGGAUGUGAUGAGCACAGCAACAUCCAACUCAAUGCCAACUAAAGAAACCUAUACCAGCUCCCUAAUCCACAGGGAUGUGAUGAGCACAGCAACAUCCAACUCAAUGCUAACCAAAGACACCUAUACCAGCUCCCUAAUCCAGAGGGAUGCAAGGAGCACAGCAACAUCCAACUCAAUGCUAACCAAAGACACCUAUACCAGCUCCCUGAUCCACAGGGAUGCAAGGAGCACAGCAACAUCCAACUCAAUGCUAACCAAAGACACCUAUACCAGCUCCCUGAUCCACAGGGAUGCAAGGAGCACGGCAGCAUCCAACCCAACGGAGCCCAUCCUAACAAAUGCCAACAGUUCCUCCCAUGAGAAAGAGGCAGUUACUGAAUCCACAAGCAGUCCCCCUUCCUUGGCAUCUGUAACCUCCUUCCCAGUUUUUCUCCAAGAGCUCUUUGCUCAGUCCCCAGACCACAGCUCCACAAGUCCAACUGGAACAGAACAGCUACAGAGAGGGCUCAGAACAACCAGCACAACUUUGCCCCGGGAAGGGCCAUUAAACCAGACCACCAGUGAUUAUUCCACCAGAGGAACAGGAGUCCCCCACACCACCAACCACCACACUCACUCCGUUGCCACCCAUGCCAGGGAAGGUGCCCCCAAAACGAGCCCCCCCCAGCUGGGCUCCACAAGGAGCAGUGCCCACUCAGAGCCUGCGCCCAGCACACCAUCACCACACUACACGGAUGACUACGACUACGAAGAACACCCGAAGGAGGGAGCCCCGGUGCAAACGGCCCAGGUCGCCUGUGACUACAAUCCCUGCAGGCACCUGCAGAAGCCGUGCAGGGAACUCCAGAACAUAUCCCAGUGUUCAUGCCCUGGCACAUCGAGGGAAGAUGAGAUUCCAGACCCACCCAGGCUCAGAGAGGUGAUUGAAAUCACUGACAGCUCUGCACAGAUACGCUGGUGUGCCCCAUACUCAGUUGUUCACAGCUAUGAGCUGAUGCUUCGUGCCCAAGACAACGAGGACAGGCAGUUUGUCAUGGACAACAUCUACCCCACGGCCAGGCAGUACACUCUGUACAACCUGCUGCCAUUCACCACUUACCAUAUCUGUGUGACUGCCUCCAACAAAGCAGGGUCAAGCCAGACAACAGGCCAGGAAAUUCCAGGUAAUUCGUGCACCAGCUUUACAACAAAGCCCAGCUACAAGUAUGUUUUUGCUGGUCUGUCUGCAGCAAGUGGACUCUUUCUCAUUACCACAAUUGUUUUGUCUGUAUGUCUGUGUAAGGCAUGUAAAAAGCCUCAGAGUGAGCAGUAUGGCACACACUUAGUCUCCUACAAGAACCCGGCAUUUGAUUAUCCCUUAAAACUACAAACCACUAAUUAGCUCUGGGUGAUUGUUCGACGCAUUCAAAGUUCACUAUCUCCAUCACCUUGGUGUGUUUUUGUGACACUCUGAAAGUGUCCUUCAGCAAAACUAUGAACCAUCAGAUUCCAUAACCCUGACGUUUCUAAGGGAGAGAAAACCACAAAAAAAAAGGAGAAAAACUAAUAAUGAAGGUAGUCAACCAGAAAAAGUCUUUGGACUCCUGUUCCUGUGCUAAGCAGCAGCAAGCCUGGACACUAACCUUGAAAAGCUGUUUUUGUAAUCACCUACAAAUAGAGUAGCAUAAAUUUCACACAGUGAGAGGCUGCCUGGCCAGCUGUCUGCCUCCAGUACCUCCCAUGAUCACAGUCAGAUGAGAGCUGCAAUCCAAGGUGCAUUAAGCUUAGCAAGAUGUACUCUGCUUUUAUUCACAGAGCAAAGCUGGGGGUUCCAUUUUUUAAAGGUAUUAUCCAUAGAGUACAGCUGAAAGGAGUGAGUGGGCUCAGUGACAAGGUGCUGUGCAGAUCUAACUCCUCUAAGUAAAUGCAGUGGAUGCAGAUGAUCAACCUAACUUCAGUUCAGGGAAAAGAAACAUGAAAUUUAAUUAUAGUCACAGAUUGUGCAGGAUCCUUAGGGCAGGGGUAAUUGUUUGUUCUGACUUUUUAUGAGGCUGUCCACAAGUGAGCCUCCCAAGUGCUUCCCCAAAACAAGCUCACAGGCAGUGGGGGGUUGCAGUGCAGCAGUGACACACAGAAGCGGGAGGGGAGCACGUUAACAUUUGAUUCCCAGUGGAUUUUAAGCAGAGAGGAUGUUCUGUCCCAUCUACAGAUUUAGCAGCUGAUGAUUUACCUCAUACAGAGGCAAAAAGCCAAGUAAUGAAGCAAUUUAAUGCAUGUGCUGCUGAGGCCUGAAAAACCCAAAUCCCCUGCACUAGCAGACAGUUCCGCAGACACCUUUCAAGUGAACUCUUGGGUGCCAAUUUCUGUACAAUAAUAGUAAGAAAUGCUGACAAUCCCAACUUUGAGCUUGCCAUUGGAAUCCAAAGAGGUGUCCCAAUGUGAUGUUUCCCCAUAGGCUUCAGUUCCAGGAGCUGCCUGUUCCUGCUGCAGUACAGACACAGUGCAUAAAACCCCCUGAACUCUGAGGGGAAGGUGCUGUAGUGUGUGAAAGAGUCUCUGUUCCAUUCUCUAGGGGUUUUUAAUGCUUUCAGUAUUACUGAAAUAAAAGCCACAGAGCUACAUUCUGGUUUUUUAUUAAAGA
Passer domesticus (house sparrow) is the source of this 4220-nucleotide messenger RNA. It is a transcript of the gene LRRN4, whose product is annotated as leucine rich repeat neuronal 4. The transcript has 5 exons. Gene Ontology annotation, molecular function: voltage-gated potassium channel activity; transmembrane transporter binding; potassium channel activator activity. The coding region runs from base 198 to 2981 and encodes 927 amino acids. NCBI's taxonomy places the organism in Eukaryota, Metazoa, Chordata, Aves, Passeriformes, Passeridae. Gene Ontology annotation, cellular component: voltage-gated potassium channel complex. The record is from RefSeq and is a predicted model, not a curated record.